GGUUGUCUUCUGUUGGAUAUUGAUUUUGACGAGGCGCAACGCUUCGUGGGGGAUAGCUACGUGGUGCGCUGACCGCACACAACUAACCAUGUCUUCUCAGUGACUUGCCCCGAUGCCGAGGUCGGGGUGCAUGUGGCGUCCAUGCGUUACGGCCUUCGCUUUCCUCCUCACGAUCUAAUAGUCCAAUUUCUGAACUUCUACAAUCUUCUGCCGGGCCAGCUCAGUCCCCACUCCUACUACUGUUUUUCAAUCUUCCUGAUCAAGUGUCACCAGAGGGGAGUCCCCUGGUCUUUGGAUUUGUUCCGCUAUAUGUUCAAGAUUUCCAAAGUUGGGGCUCUUGAAGGAAAUUCGUAUGCCAUCGUUUCUUCCCAGGCCGAUUGUGGCAUGGCAGUCUUUCCCUCAUCCCUGAAACUCUGGAAGGCCAAGUUUGUCUUCGUUUCUGGUUUUCCCGGGGAACGGCAUCCCUUUCACGCCAGGUUUCCCGAAUGUCAUACAUUCAUUCGUCAUCCUCGUCCUGCGGCCACUCCCGAGCUUCAGGCACAUGCGCAAAAACUGUUGGAAGACUGUCGACCUAAACCGCCUCACGUGUACACGGUAUGUACAGAGCAGAACUUAGCGGAGGUAGGGAUCCUUAUCUCCCUUGAGCGCCAAUUCGAGUUGUCCGAGGCCGUGCUCGGGAGUCGCCCUAGGCGUGGGCUUGAGGAGAGUGCCCCGAGGUCAGAAGAUACAGAGUCGGGGAAUGACGAAAGGGAAGAUGGCGGGGAGGCCAGAAACGAUGAAGAAUCAUGGCGGCCAUCCUGCUCCGAGGGGGUUGCUGGUACGAAGCCUUCCGGGGAUUUGUCCCUCAUAUCAAGGGUUUUUUUUGUACGCCAAGUCCUUUAACUAUUGUUUUGUUUUGGCAGGGGAUAUGAAUCCGGUAGAGGUCAUUCGCAAGGCCAAACUGUUGGCUCAAAAACGAGACCGAGGGGCGGAGGUCCAACAAGGAUCUCCUCCUGUGGGCGCAACUGGUUCUGUUGCCUCGGCCCGGACUCAGGAAGAGGCUCCGGCUCGGAAUCAGAGAAAAAGGAAACUCAUCCAGGUUGAGGACGAGGAAACUGCGUCCGAAGAGAACAUGGUUUCGACCCGGAGUCCAACGGGUAAGCGUCCAGGCUAUCUUCGAAGUGGAAAGAGUUCCACUUCCCCCGACAAGGCCGACGGGGAUGUGCAGGCUGAGGCCGAGGCUGCUUCCCUUUCCACGACGCUCAGAGAUGAGGGCGAGGUUCUUUCGUCCUUGCAGGGGCUUAUGGACAACUUCCAUAAACAGGUGUCGGCGAAAUUGAGCCUGAUCACUGAGCGUCAAGCCGGGGCCGAGUUCUCUUCUUCCCUGAACUUCUUGGCGUCGGUGGAAACCGAGUUGUCCCGCCUACGAGAGUUGGCGGAGACCGAGCGCGAACGAGCCGCCGAGCUUGAAAUGCAAGCCGUGGCGAAGUCUGAGGAGGUGAUCCGGGUGCAGGGCCUCUUGAAAGAGUCGGAGGAGUCAGCCUCCCAACUGACGGCUUCAAUGGCCGAGCUCGAGGGGCAACUGCGCCAGUCCGAGGGCCGAAUCUCCGAGCUGGAUGUUGAGCUGGCCGAAGCUGUCUCCGCGCAGCGGUCAGUGGAAGUGGAGCGGGAUCGGCUUCUCUUCGAGAAGAAACAACUCGUUGCUGAGAAGGAGUGUGCCAUCUCCGAUUUCCUUCAGUCCCCAUCUUUCAAAGAAACCUGCCUGGGGAGGAUGUCCGCCUAUUAUGAAGGUUGGCUCAAAACCGAGGCCGGCACUGAGAAAAUGGAGGCGGAGGGGACGAAGUGGUUCGAGGGUGGAGUUCAUCAUGGGAUUAAUCUCGUCCUUCGUCGGACCAGGAGAGUAGACCCGUCCUUUCCUCCGCCCGGGGUUGACAUUCCCCAGAUGCAUGAUCCCAACUUGAAUGACGAGCUCGGGGAGAAUCCGGAUUACCUUGGGACGCCCGAGCACGAAGAAAAGGAUGCAGACGACACCGGCGACGAACGACCCUCAAACAUUCUUCCUUAGUGUUUUCCUUGUAAUUUUUUUUUGAAAUCUCUUCUCUUCUGUAACAAAGAUUUUGUCACUGUUUUGCUGCAUGCGUGAAUAGUUGAUAGAUUCCUGACAUUAUUUAUUUGGAUAAAUUUGAAUUGUGCCUUUUGAGGAACUGACUCUUUGGCUUCCCCACGCGAACAGACCUAACCACUGGACCGUCGCGCUGUGCCAAACACGUGUCACUGCGCACAGUUCCACUUCCAAUCACUACGACUGUUUGACUUCCUUAUCUCUUCGUGCAUGGUACUAUAAAUUGACCUUCUCCCUGCAUUGCGAAAUUCAUCCCUUCAUCCCUUUUGUUAAUCUUUUCAUGGCUUCCAAUAAUUCUGCGAGGAUAAAUCCUCCGCCUUCCCCGCCGAAAACCACUCGCCGCCGCUCUCCUCCUCAGCCGGAUGACACCGAGUCUCGCACAAACUCUUGGUGGUACCGCGCUAAGAAGUUGGAAAGGCGGAUCAAACGUCUGCAAAGACUUGUGAACUAUCUUCACGGAGUUCCUCAACAAGCAGCGUUCCCAGUUGAGCCUGCUCAGCCAGCUGCUGAUGCCAUUCCCGUGGGUGACAAUCACCCGGAAGAGUCUGUCGG
This is a messenger RNA of Cuscuta campestris, 2653 nucleotides long. Lineage: Eukaryota; Viridiplantae; Streptophyta; Magnoliopsida; Solanales; Convolvulaceae. The record is from the annotation of a GenBank genome assembly.